This is a messenger RNA of Somion occarium, 2429 nucleotides long. Lineage: Eukaryota; Fungi; Basidiomycota; Agaricomycetes; Polyporales; Cerrenaceae. The record is from the annotation of a GenBank genome assembly.
ACUAUGCAAAGUUGGAGGAGGAACGGACAUGAACUGCAUGCUCUAUUUGUUGUUGGGACAAGGAUAGGGGGUGGGACAAGGAGCCUAUCUACACUGUAUGCUACGGAUUCGUGUACGCUACGAUCUACGUAAGGUUCAUGCUCCGACCGCUAAUCUCCAUGAGUCGCCGAAGCGCCCAAUUUACAACAAUUGUCACCCUUCCUUUGAAACCAUACAUCAAGCCCGCAAUGAGCUGCAUCCCGUUAUAUUGCUGCAGCAGCACAUUAAUCGUGGUCUCAAGCGCUAUGCACAUAUGACCGGACGCGAGGCCCCUAGCAAUCUCGAACUGAGAGCCAACAUUCAUAAACGCAUGCAUAUUUCGUCAACUUCACCGGGAUCCAGAAAACACGCGGUUAACAAACGUUACAAUCGGUACGCUGUCGGUCGUAUCAUUGAGCCUGUGACGACUCCGGUCAACAACGCCGCUACGAAGGGUCGUAAGGGCAAAAUUUCGAACAAGAAUGCUGCUGCAGGUACAGAUGCGGCCAAUGGUACCACAUCCAACGGCAGUGCUGGCUUUUCUGAGGUUGAUUCGGAGGCCGCUCUGAAGGGGAGUUUGACUCCCGCCGGAAAACCCACUGCCGACAAUUCCCUUGGACUCGAUAUCGAGGCUAAUGAUGUUGGUUACAUUGCAACUGUGCAAAUAGGAACUCCGCCUAGGGAUUUCAAGCUUCUUGUGGAUUUGAGUUCGGCUGAUCUCUGGGUUGGCGGAGAGGACUGUCAUUCUGAAGGCGGAGGCUGUGGCAACCACGUCUUCCUCGGUGCUGGCAGUUCAUCCAGCUUUGUUGACACGAAGCAGCAGUUCCAGGUAACCUAUGGUUCCGGAGCCGUGGCAGGAGAUAUUAUCACAGACGAUAUCAAUGUUGCUGGUCUUGACCUGAAGGCACACACGUUUGGUGUCGCAGCUGUUGAGAGUGUAGACUUCUCCAGCGAUCAAACUCCAUUCGAUGGUUUGAUGGGACUUGCCCAAUCUACACUGUCCCAGCAACAGGCCCUCACCCUCGUGGAAGCACUCGCAAAGAGCGGCCUCAUCGAGGAUGCCAUCACGUCGUACAAGAUCUCUCGACUAGCAGAUGGUAAGAACGAUGGUGAAAUCACUUUCGGCGGUCUCGAUGAGACCAAGUUCGAUGCCAACACGCUCAUUACCUUCGACAAUGUGAAUAGGGACGGAUUCUGGGAAGGUGGUAUGACGGUUUCGGUUAAUGGUCAGGAUCUCGAGCUCCAAGAUCGCACCGCCAUUUUCGACACUGGAAGCACUCUCAUCAUCGCACCCGAUGCCGACGCUACUGCCGUUCAUCAAGCCAUUCCAGGCGCCAAGUCAGACGGACAAGGCGGAUUCACCAUUCCCUGCAGUACAGCUGCAUCCGUUGCGCUUACGUUUGGUGGUCAAACGUUCGCCAUCAACCCUCAGGAUCUUGCCUUCGUUCCUGUGGAUCCUGAUGAUCCCACAGGUGACUGUUUGUCCGGUAUCGCGUCUGGUGAAAUCGGUGACGCUAAAGAGUGGCUGGUUGGCGAUGUCUUCUUAAAGAACGCCUACUUCUCCACGGAUGUGACCAAGAACCAAGUCUCGCUUGCCAAGCUUGUUUAAGGUCUCGCCCCUCUCACUGCAUCUUGGAGAGGCAAAUAGAGGAAUACCUGAACUUGACCUGAACCCCCUGGUGCCGUAACCACACGCACGCCAAAAACAGCGGAAUAAUUUUUAGUAGUUCUUUGCAUCCAUGUUAUUACCAAGUCAAAGAUGUUCGUACGCCGGAGGUUCAUCUUUCAGUCAUACCGCAAGAUGAAGAAAUGUGCGACGAUCUCGUCCACCGAAGCUUAUCAUCCGAACGUUAAUGAUGGGACAUUGGACUUUGUCCAGGAUGGAUAUUCAAUUCCCUCCCGCGUUGUGGAAUUGGACAACCUCGAAUUCACGGUGGAAAAUAUAGAAGAUUCCUCGGACAUGACUGGAGGCCGAUCUGCACUAAGAAUGGAUGAGAGUGACUGGAAGUUGCCAUGACGAUGGAGGGUAGCAUGAGUGAAUGUCUGAGUGGAAGGCGUAUGAGAACGACGAAGAAAGGCUUGGGGGUCUGUCCGCUAUCUCUCUGCUCACGACUCGGCGGCUCCUCUUAUGGUAAGAUCACUUGCUGACUCACCGGUUUGCAACAAUCUACAACUCCGUCAACUCUCGAUGAUACGGUUUAGCAAAUCUUGCAGACUCAAUGCAAUGCAUCUGUUUGAAGUCCGCUUUGCAUCUAAAAUUCGCCAUAAAUGCUACGGGAAGGCAUCCAGUGCUUUUAAGAUGGCUGCAGACCUCUAUAGCCAGAUUUGUUUCUACCGAAAUCUCUGGACGCGUUGCGAUUGAACAUCUCAAAUCGUGCUGACAAUGAGAAUAAUGAACGAGUAUUUUUGGG